Messenger RNA from Phaethon lepturus (White-tailed tropicbird), 1024 nucleotides. Its product is annotated as creatine kinase S-type, mitochondrial. NCBI's taxonomy places the organism in Eukaryota, Metazoa, Chordata, Aves, Phaethontiformes, Phaethontidae. The transcript has 8 exons. The annotation marks the transcript as partial. The record is from RefSeq and is a predicted model, not a curated record. Gene Ontology annotation, biological process: phosphocreatine biosynthetic process. Gene Ontology annotation, molecular function: creatine kinase activity. Gene Ontology annotation, cellular component: mitochondrion.
CACUCUGGGCUCGCUGCAGGCAGCAGGACGUCUCUACCUUCAGCUUCAAGGUAGUUAACCUGCGCAGGCUGUGGCAUCUCCAGUAUUGGAGGCUUUUAAGAGCUGUUAGAGAAGCAUCUGUCAGACAUCUUAUCCUCCGAGAGGAAUGGCUAGCACCUUCUGUCGUCUCCUGGCUGGCCGUGCAACCACUGCACUCUUUGCAGCCGCAGGCACAGGGGUGCUAACCACCGGGUACCUCCUCAACCAGCAAAAUGUGAAGGCUGCUGUUCAGGAAAAACGGAAACUCUUCCCUCCAAGUGCAGACUAUCCUGAUCUCCGUAAACAUAACAACUGCAUGGCUGAGUGCCUCACACCCGCCAUUUACUCCAAGCUAAGGGACAAGAUGACUCCCAACGGCUACACCCUGGACCAGUGCAUCCAAACCGGGGUUGACAAUCCUGGCCAUCCUUUCAUUAAAACUGUGGGCAUGGUCGCAGGUGAUGAAGAAUCCUACGAGGUGUUUGCUGAGAUUUUUGACCCUGUCAUUAAAGCAAGACAUAAUGGCUAUGAUCCACGGACAAUGAAGCACCACACGGAUCUGGAUGCAUCCAAGAUCACCCAUGGUCAGUUUGAUGAGCGCUACGUCCUCUCAUCACGGGUGCGGACCGGCCGCAGCAUCCGGGGCCUCAGCCUUCCUCCUGCCUGCACUAGGGCAGAGCGGAGAGAGGUGGAGAAUGUUGUGGUCACCGCGCUCGCUGGGCUGAAAGGAGACCUCUCUGGAAAGUACUACAGCUUGACCAAUAUGUCCGAGAGGGAUCAGCAGCAGCUUAUUGAUGAUCAUUUUCUCUUUGAUAAGCCAGUGUCUCCUUUGCUAACAUGUGCUGGGAUGGCACGUGACUGGCCAGAUGCCAGAGGAAUCUGGCAUAACAAUGACAAGACAUUUCUCAUCUGGAUUAAUGAAGAGGACCACACCAGGGUGAUCUCCAUGGAGAAGGGUGGCAACAUGAAACGGGUGUUUGAAAGAUUUUGCCGUGGUUUAAAAGAG